Messenger RNA from Gavialis gangeticus (Gharial), 4274 nucleotides. RefSeq names its product A-kinase anchor protein 2-like. Gene Ontology annotation, biological process: regulation of cell shape. Bases 305 to 4225 code for a protein of 1306 amino acids. Gene Ontology annotation, cellular component: membrane. NCBI's taxonomy places the organism in Eukaryota, Metazoa, Chordata, Crocodylia, Gavialidae. The transcript is spliced from 11 exons. The record is from RefSeq and is a predicted model, not a curated record.
UAGCCAUGCGAGCUAUCCCUGCACUCAGCUGCUUUCAGAGCACAUACAUGGCUUGUGUGACAGCAACAGCACACAGAAGCAGCAAUGAAAUGCAGUUAGCUGUACAGCUGGAAGACAGGCAGGCAGGCACUGGUCCAGUGCCUAAAAUGAUCCUACCGUGAGCCAGUCUGCAGUGCCUCCAGAAGUGCUUGACUACUACACAGGAACACAGCUUUCUUUGCAGAUACUCUGUGGCGUGUAACUCAGUUUCCCUUGGUGACUGCAGUGUGUAUUUUCUCUCUUUCCCUGUGUCCUUUUCUCCAGGAUGGCGGAGGCAGAAUUGCACAAGGAAAGGCUGCAAGCCAUAGCAGAAAAAAGAAAAAGGCAGACAGAAAUAGAAGACAAGAGGCAACAGCUUGAGGACCAGAUACUUCAGCUGCAGCAUUUCAAGUCAAAAGCACUUCGAGAAAAAUGGCUGUUACAAGGGAUUCCUGCUGGCUCAGCAGAAGAGGAAGAAGCCAGAAGGAGACAGUCAGAAGAGGAUGAGUUGAAGGUGAAAGAGCUUGAAGACAACAUCCAUAGACUGGAAAAAGAAAUAGAGAAGCUAGAAAGUGAAGAAUCCCAGAUAUCUGCCAAAGAACAAAUCAUCUUGGAGAAACUAAAAGAGACUGAAAAAUCGUUUGAGGACUUACAAAAGAGGUUCUCACAGCAGGAUGGUGAUGCAGUAAAUUACAUUUACUCCCAGAUCCCCGAACUCCCAACCCUCUAUUCAAGAACAGCAGAGCCAGUUCCUGGGCGGGACGGACCAAGCAGGGUAGCUGCUUUGUACACCAUGGAAAUUAAUGUGGAGAAGGACAAACAGACAGGAGAGACCAAGAUUCUCUCUACAACACCUGUUGGUCCAGAGGGGGCUCAUCAAAAAGGACUGAAAGUCUAUGAUGAUGGUACCAAGGUAGUCUAUGAGGUUCACUCUGGAGGCACAGUGGUAGAAAAUGGAAUACAUAAAUUAAGCCCAAAGGAUGUUGAUGAACUUAUGCAGAAAGCUGGACAAUCAAGUGUAAGAGGAGGGUAUGAAACAGUGACUGUACCAGACAGAAAUGUGAUAGCAGAUGGAAACCUUAGCCAUACGAAGGAGCAAAUGCUCUUCAAGGAGGCAAAGUUGGAAAUGGUGCAUAAAUCCAGUAAAGGGCAUUCUAUGGAUCCUCAACACCAAGCAAAACUCUCUGGUGAUGCAGUCCCAGAGGCCAGUGCUGAUCAACCAGUGACAAUGAUUUUUAUGGGAUACCAAAACAUUGACGAUGAAGAGGAGACAAAGAAAGUGCUAGGCUAUGAUGAAGCUAUCAAAGCAGAACUUGUCCUUAUUGACGAAGAUGACGAGAAGUCAUUGCGUGAGAAGACUGUGACGGAUGUGUCCACCAUGGAUGGAAAUGCAGCUGAGCUCGUCUCUGGAAGACCUUUGUCAGACACAACUGAGCCCUCCUCUCCUGAGGGGAAAGAAGAAAGUCUGCCCAUGGAACCAGUUCCAGGAAUGACUGUCUUACCUAAGGAUCCAAGAUGCUCAUGUGAAAGCCCUGAAGCUGAAGUGAGUGAGAUGAAAUCUUCCAGAAUCCUUGAGGAUGACAUCCGGUUAAGAAAAGACAGAGACCCAAAUCGUGCCAAUUUCCUGGAGGCUGUGAGUAUUCGUGCAACAAAGGCAGAGAAAAUGGAAUGUGAAGUCCCAGUCUCUGAACAUAAAAGCAUCACCUCGGUGGCUUCACCACAUGCAGCAGACAAUCAAACCCACUUCUUUUCCCCUGUUACCAGUCACAAUGGACUUAAGGACAGGCACGAAUCCCUGGACAGUGAAGUUGCUAAAGAGAUCAGAUACUUAGAUGAAGUACUUGAAGCAAAUUGCUGUGAUUCUGCUACCGAUAACGCCUUUAAUGGGACAGCUUCCCCUGAACCAAGCACAACCAUUGUGGAUGGCUCUGGUCCAUCUGUUUGUGUUACCACUGAUUCAGUACCCAGUGAAACAGAAGACAAAAUAAUUCACAGACAAGGACCCCCAGUCGUUGAACAGAAUGAAGCUAACACAAUGGCUGAGAAACUGAAGCCUAAUGGCCACUCUUCAGCUGGAUUAAACGAAGAGGUCUAUGACAAUCCAAAAGUGCCAGUGAGCCCAAGUUCUGCAGCAAGUUCAAGAGUUUCUAAUGAUGGGGAAUUAACCUUAACAACCAUUAAGAAAGAGGCUAAGUUUGAGCUUCGGGCCUUCCAUGAAGAAAAGAAGCCAUCCAGGCUCUUUGAAGAAGAUAACGAAAAGGAGAAGUAUAGAGUCCGGAAAGUGAGGCCGUCUGACGAAAUGAUAGAACUUGAAAAGGAGAGGAGGGAGCUUAUUAAAAGCCAAGCUGUAAAGAAGAACCCUGGCAUUGCAUCCAAGUGGUGGAAUCCGCCCCAGGAGAAGACCUUGGAGGAACAAAUAGAUGACGAGCAUCUAGAAUCCCAUAAGAAGUACAUGGAACGCAAGGAGAAGCAACACCAGCAAAGCAUAACACCAACGUCACCAAAACAGGUGUCCUCUCCCUUUGUACCUCCAGAGCCAGCUGCUAUUAAAAAAGAGGAUAUUGUCACAGAGCAAAUAGAUUUUUCAGCUGCCAGGAAGCAGUUUCAGUUGAUGGAAAAUUCGGGUCAGUCUAACAGUCAGACUGCUCCAAGAAAAUCAGGGACUCCCAGAAUGUUUUCCAUCAAACCCUUCUACAAAACCAUUGGCCCAUCACAAGUUGACAGACCAGCGGCUUCUGUGACAAGACCUGCUUUUGUUUGUGGGCAACUGGGACAGCCUGAGAGCAAUGAUAUACCUAUUGUGAAAGCUCAAAAGGUUUCCUGUAUCUUAGAGGAUUCUCAUAUUAAUAUUCAGAAUGCUACUACUGACCUAACAAAAGAUUUGUCUCAUAGCAAUACCUCAAAAGCUGAACAGGCAUCAAAAUUGUGGGCAGAGGAUGGUGAAUUCAUGAGUGCGAGAGCCGUCUUUACAGUGGUAAAGGAUGAUGACCAUGGCAUUUUAGAUCAGUUUUCAAGGUCAGUUAAUGUCUCUUCCCCUCCAGAGGAGCUGGACUCUGGUUUGGAUGAUCUGUCUGUGAGAUCUCAGGAUACCACUGUUUUGGAAACUCUUUCCAAUGAUUUCAGCAUGGACAAUAUCAGUGAUAGUGGUGCCUCCAAUGAGACCAUGAAUGCCCUUCAAGAAAAUUCACUCGCAGAUUUCUCUCUGCCCCAGACCCCCCAGGCAGAAACCCCCUUGGACUGCCGAGUAGAAGGUGUUUCUAAAUCAUAUAGUGAUCAAGGCUUUUACUCCCCUUCCUCUACACUGGCAGACUCCAUGCUGAUAGAUGACCAGUUGGAAUAUCAUGCUGGCCUUCUUGUUCAAAAUGCAAUUCAACAAGCCAUAGCUGAGCAAGCUAACAAAACAGGCUCUAAGGAAGCAAAGGAUACGGUGGAGCAGCAGAACCCAGUGAAAGAACAGGAAACAGCCCUAUGUUCUGAGAAGCAGCAGAGCACAAUGUUUGAGCCACCUCAGGUGUCUUCUCCAGUUCAAGAUAAAAGGGAUACAAUACCAAAGACUUCAACAGAUGAAGACUCAGGACUCAGGGAAGGGAAGGCUUCACAACCAUCCCCAGUAUCUCCUGUCAGCCAGCCAUUCGUUGUAGAAGAAAACCGACAAGAGGUCAGUUAUUUUAGCAAGUACUCCGAGGCAGCUGAGCUGAGAAGUACCGCUUCUAUUUUGGCUACACAAGAGCCAGAAGUGACUGUGGGUCCUUUUAAGCUACGGUCAAGGAAGCAGCGGACUUUGUCCAUGAUAGAAGAAGAAAUCAGAGCAGCCCAGGAAAGAGAGGAGGAACUGAAGAGACAAAGGCAGGGUCUACAGAUGGCACAGACCCCUGUUACAAAGAGUGCCCCUCCACUGCCUACCACCAAAACAGUGUCUUACAAAACUGCUCCAGGGAAAAUAGAGAAGAUCAGGCCUCCACCAUCCCCAACAGCAGAAAGUCCCCUCUCGCAACCUGACUCACUGCCUGAUGAGGCUGCAGGAUCCCAGCGCCCAAAGAAUUUGAUGCAGACCCUCAUGGAAGAUUAUGAAACGCACAAGACUAAGAGGCGUGAAAAGAUUGAUGAUAGCAGUGUCCUUGAGGCUACCAGGGUGAAUCGCAGGAAGAGCGCCCUAGCACUUCGUUGGGAGGCUGGAAUAUAUGCCAACCGAGAAGAAAAUGAAUAAUCCCUGUGCAACUUGAAGGCGGAUUGGGAUGGAGAAACCAAAAAAAAAA